CGAGAAUCAAAAAGCGCCGACUUCUCUCAUCGCUCGUGUUGUCCUUUUUUCACUUUCUCUUCCACCUUGUCCUUCUUUAUAAUACCCUUCUGAACACCUCAGGCUUCCCUGGAUUCCAAGACAUCCGGCGUCCCGGUUAGGAUCCCACUCUCGUCGCACGGACAUUGUCUUGGUAUCUUAUCGAGGUAUAUCGGAUUGGUUGCUUACGAGCGGACUAAGCCUCAGACAGGAUAACACCCCUUUCUCCAUCGUAUCACGAGCUAGGAAUUAGACCGUUAUGGCGGCCAAUACUCUCUUCCAAGAACAGCCUGCGAGAGAAUUCGGUACCAACGAUGUCUUUGACAACCCUCUGGACGACCUGGACCUUAGUCCGGAGGACUGCGACUUGAUUGCUAAGAUGAACGGAUUCGAUACAGACCCAGCUUCUGGGUUCUUUUCGGAGCGUUGGUCCUCUGACUUCGUCAACUACGAUGCUCCCGAUGACCUCUUGCCGGGUGCGUUGGACAACCUGGGGGCAUUCCCCGGUGCGGGUUCCAUGAACGACAUGGGCAUGGUUCCGAAUGGCGGGUUCUUCGAUUCCUCUUUUGACUGCAACAUCAACAACGGUCAGUUCCAAGACAUGUUGUUGUAUGACCAGCCUUACGACUUGACGACCACCAUUCGACAAGCAGUGGAAGCUCAAGCAGCGGUUGAUACCAGCUGCUCGUCCCAAAAGGAGAAGCGCAUGGACGCAUCUAUUGCCUUUCACAUGCAGCGCCUUCAGGAGUCUCCGCUCACCGAUCCUUAUACGAGCCCAGAGUUCUCGUCUCCAUCCUCAUCGUACAUGGCCCAAGGCAGUGCAUCUCCGCCGUCAACGGGAGCAGGCCAAACACCCGUCUCUGCUACAACAGAUGGUGUGUCAACACCCGACCAACCAGGUGGUGUUGAGUUGGUACUCGACUUGAACAUGAAUGCAACGACGAAUCUCCCAAAGAAGCACAAGCCUCGAUCACAAUCCCAGAAGGACAACUACAUCAAGGUUCGAAAGCAUGGUGCUUGUGAGAAGCACAGGAAGCAGCACAAACGGUGCAACUGCCUUGAGAAGAAGGCUAGCCUUGUCGAUGUUCACGAAGGCACGAUAAUUCAGCCACCCAAGCAUGUACCAUUGCAACCAUUCGCUCCUCUGUCGAGGCAGUCAUCGCUACCAUCGACAAGUACGCUCAGGGAUACGGCACACGAUACGCUUCUCGAUCCAGCGCACAGCCCAACACACAUCCCACAACCACGACCGUCAAUUCAACCCAUGUCCAGAAACGAUACAGACAUACAAUCACACAGCUCUACGCCAAGGUGUCCCAGAUCAGAGAUUCUCUGGUCGCUACACAGUCGACACGAUCGACCAUCGCUAGGUAAUACAGCUCAGCAUUCUGUGCCUGUUAAUGACAGGCGAGCCAAGCUUCCAACUGGACCGCAAAUCCAGCUUGCAGGCAACUCGCGUGUUGUCAUUACAGAUACACAGCAACAUGGGAACAGAGCAAUUUCAAGACGUCCACGGUCUCGCUCGACUCUGCAGAAUCAGGAUACUGCUCAGUCUACGCGCCUCACAUACACAAGAGGCUACCGGGCUGAACACAUCUACCAAAAACAGAGCCACGAAAGAAUACAAUCGACUGGAACCAGACCUGGUAUGCUACCAGCUCGCCCUCCAGCCACUACCAACGCAUUUGGCACAAUGAUAUUUGGAAGCAAUGCAUGGAAUCGCACGCUUCCCGAGUAUGCUGGGCAGGUGCGGAGAACGCUCGCAUCAAAGUACUACUCGCUCUGGCCAGCGCCAUCUACAAUUACUUCUGAUACGCUUUCAUCCGGGAGUAAUAGGAAGACUCGCACACCCGAACGUGGUGAAAGAAAGGUACAGAAAACGCUGGCAUCGGUGCAGCAAGCACCUGCAAGAAGUCUACCUAGAAGCAAUACGCAACGCACACUUCCCGAAUUGGCUGGGCACUUUAUACAGAGGACAAUGGCUUCGGUGUAUUCACUCUGGCAAGCACCUUCUGCACUUACAUCCUUUCUUGGAUCGACCUUUUGCAAGACUAUGGUUUGUUGGCUUAAACAGUAUUGGUCAGCUCGGAAAAGCCUUGGGAUAUGUGGUUCAUCUGGAAUCGUUUGAUUGAUGCACUUGAAGCUUAGCGAUGGCCUGGUAUAUGUCUAAUUUUGUUGUUUCUUAAUUUAUCUUCCUUUAUUUUUGCAUCUUGGCCUAAUGUAUUAAUGAACGAAUGUCGAUUUGAUUAAUUUCUCAUCCGAUGUUUCCCCGAUAUAUAUCUCACAUAGUAGUAGUAUAUGAAAGCAGUACUUUGUAUAGCCAAGAACGGACCAAUGGAUGCCCCAGACGCAUUCACGUUUCUGUAUAAUCUUAUCUCGAUCUCCACAUUAUUGAAACUGAAUUCUCCGAAUGCCUUCAUCAUAAGAAUACACAUUCCUACGCACUCUACAAAAACCAAUUCCCCAACUCGCCACUUUUCUUUUCCUGUUAAGCUGGACCAUGGCCUCGCAAUUCCACUUCAACCUGACCACCGUCC
Molecule: messenger RNA, 2555 nt
Organism: Aspergillus ruber CBS 135680
Lineage: Eukaryota; Fungi; Ascomycota; Eurotiomycetes; Eurotiales; Aspergillaceae
Exons: 3
Coding region: 278-2146 (622 amino acids)
Source: RefSeq, a predicted model, not a curated record